This is a messenger RNA of Diprion similis, 1557 nucleotides long. It is a transcript of the gene ND-39, whose product is annotated as NADH dehydrogenase [ubiquinone] 1 alpha subcomplex subunit 9, mitochondrial. Gene Ontology annotation, cellular component: mitochondrion. The transcript is spliced from 7 exons. Bases 81 to 1295 code for a protein of 404 amino acids. NCBI's taxonomy places the organism in Eukaryota, Metazoa, Arthropoda, Insecta, Hymenoptera, Diprionidae. The record is from RefSeq and is a predicted model, not a curated record. Gene Ontology annotation, molecular function: protein-containing complex binding.
ACGCAUCGUGUAGGUCAAUCUAUUUCUCUCGCAUUCACCGGUUGAAACAUAUUCCAACUUCCAACCUCAAAAAGUGAAAGAUGGCUGCUUUGAUACCAAAGAGUAGUUUUCGAAUCGCAAAACGACAAACGGUACGCUCUGCCAGUGUUGCUGUACAGAUUUGCUACUACUCUGAUUCUCCAAGGGUGAUAAAAAAUGACAAUCCAGCUUCUUUCAAACGCGGCACCGGAGGACGCAGCUCGUUCAACGGCGUUGUCUGCACAGUUUUUGGCUGCUCAGGAUUCCUCGGACGCUAUGUCUGCAAUAAGCUUGGAAAGAUUGGCACCCAGAUGGUUCUUCCUUAUCGCGGAGAUGAAUAUGAUAUCAAGCGACUAAAAGUCACGGGUGACCUAGGCCAAGUCCUGUUUCAUCCAUUUGAUCUGAGGGACGAAGAUUCAAUACGGAAAUGCAUUAAGUAUUCGAAUGUUGUGAUUAAUUUAAUUGGUCGUGAAUGGGAAACGAAAAACUUCAAAUUUGAUGACGUAAAUGUCGAAGGAGCCAGACGUCUCGCGAGGCUUGCCAAAGAGGCAGGUGUUGAGCGCUUUAUUCAUCUGUCUGCUCUGAAUGCCAGUUUAAACCCUGAGCCUAUCCUACUGAGUGGGGGUUCUCGAUUUCACAAGUCAAAGGCAGCUGGUGAACUUGCCGUCAAAGAAGAAUUUCCCGAAGCUACUAUAAUCCGACCUUCGGUCAUUUAUGGACAAGAGGAUCGUUUCAUAAAAUAUUAUAAUCAUCCCCUGAGAUCCUUCUUGAGAGGAAUACCUCUAUGGAAGAAAGGAGAAGCGACUGAAAAACAACCCGUCGCGGUAUCUGAUGUUGCCGCUGGUAUAGUAGCAGCGAUUAGAGAUCCGGAUUCUAUUGGAAAAACUUAUCAAUUUGUUGGACCAAAGCGGUAUCAACUAUCUGAACUACUUGAUUGGAUAUUUGCAGUGAUGAGAAAAGAUAAAUCAUGGGGAUAUUCCAGAUAUGAAUUGCGUUAUGACCCAUUUUUUAUGGCAAGAAUAUACGCCAAUGAACUUCUCAGUCCUAGUUACCCAUUCGGAAACUUGCAUUGGGAGGGAGUAGAAAUAGAACAUACUAGUGACAAACUGAAGAAGGGUUUACCAGAUUUGGAAGAUCUUGGAAUAACACCUAUUGAAAUGGAAGAUCAAGUACCUUGGGAGGUAAGGCCGUAUGCGGCGUAUCAGUACUACACGCCUGAAGCUGGUGAAUUCCCAACACCAAAUCCACCUAAGACGAUUCCAAUUCGUUUUGCUUAGUGUUGGGUCAUUGAUCAUUAGUGUAUGUAAAUUACAAAAAUACAAUACAAUGGUAGUACCUAUAAUAAAAUUCUUCUAUGCUUAUUUACAUCAGCUGUUUUCUGAGCAACGCGUUUCAUAGGGUAAGCAUAGUAAAUUGAAAUUUUUCCGUGGUCAAUGAGCUACAGUUCCAAUUAUUUUAUUUAUCAAGAACUACACUGUAAAGUCAUAUAAAUAAAAAUUACACUUGUUGAUAUUCAAUAAAAUACAGUGCUUAAUCAAA